This is a messenger RNA of Mesorhabditis belari, 388 nucleotides long. Lineage: Eukaryota; Metazoa; Nematoda; Chromadorea; Rhabditida; Rhabditidae. The record is from the annotation of a GenBank genome assembly.
AACGGCCAAGCAGUCAGUGCACCGAGAUGCGAUCAUCGAACUACACAAGCGUGCCGUUUCGACUUUCAAAUCGCUCAAUUGUGCACUCUGUUCGAUGCCGUACUCAAAAACGGCAAAUGAAGUAAAUACACCGACACAAAAGGAUAUGCAAUUUGGGAAAAAGAUGUCUCUUAAAUGCUCAACGGAUUUGUUCAAUGAUAUGCUUAUUGGAGGAGAUGUUUGUCCUACUUUUAACACUUACAUUGGUUGUCGAGCUCCUUACUAUCAAAAGGGAUGCAAUGAUUUCAAUGCUGGAGUUUUCUUUUGCAAUACGGAUCGAGUGGCUGUGAAUGCCUACAACGGAACUUGUGACACAAAGGGACUUCUCAAACAAUGUCCACCUUAUCGA